Molecule: messenger RNA, 1416 nt
Organism: Cottoperca gobio
Lineage: Eukaryota; Metazoa; Chordata; Actinopteri; Perciformes; Bovichtidae
Gene: hnf4a
Product: hepatocyte nuclear factor 4, alpha
Exons: 10
Coding region: 22-1416 (464 amino acids)
Biological process (GO): regulation of DNA-templated transcription
Molecular function (GO): DNA-binding transcription factor activity; zinc ion binding; RNA polymerase II cis-regulatory region sequence-specific DNA binding
Source: RefSeq, a predicted model, not a curated record
UUGUCCAAAGCACUGGCAGACAUGGACAUGGCAGACUACAGCGAGGCUCUGGACCCAGCCUAUACCACGCUGGAGUUCGAAAACAUGCAAGUGCUCCCCUUGGGCGCAGACUCCUCGCCAGCUGAGAGCGCCAACAUGAACGCUACCGGCCACCUGGGGGUGGGCAGCCUGUGUGCCAUAUGUGGAGACAGAGCCACUGGCAAACACUACGGGGCCUCCAGCUGUGACGGCUGCAAGGGCUUCUUCAGACGCAGCGUCCGCAAAAACCACAUGUACUCGUGCAGGUUCAACAGACAAUGCAUUGUGGACAAAGACAAGCGAAAUCAAUGCAGAUACUGCAGACUGAAGAAAUGCUUCAGAGCCGGCAUGAAGAAAGAAGCUGUGCAGAAUGAAAGAGACAGAAUCAGCACCAGGAGAUCCAGCUACGAAGACAGCAGUUUACCAUCCAUCAAUGCACUCAUCCAGGCAGACGUACUGUCAAGACAGAUCACCUCCCCGGCUCCGAUACUGAACGGCGACAUAAGAACCAAGAAGAUCGCCGCCAUCACAGACGUGUGUGAGUCGAUGAAACAGCAGCUGUUGGUCUUGGUGGAGUGGGCCAAGUACAUCCCAGCCUUCUGUGACCUGCCCCUGGAUGACCAGGUGGCGUUGCUGAGAGCUCACGCUGGGGAACACCUCUUGCUCGGCGCUGCAAAGAGGUCCAUGCUUUACAAAGACAUCCUCCUGUUAGGAAAUGACCACAUCAUUCCCAGAAACUGCCCGGAGCUGGAGGUGGGCAGGGUGGCAUUGAGAAUCCUGGAUGAGCUGGUGCUUCCCUUCCAGGAGCUUCAGAUAGACGACAAUGAAUACGCCUGCUUGAAAGCCAUAGUUUUCUUUGACCCAGAUGCCAAAGGUUUGAGUGACCCUGGAAAGAUCAAGAGGAUGCGAUACCAAGUCCAGGUCAGCCUGGAAGACUACAUCAACGAUAGGCAGUACGACUCCCGGGGUCGCUUCGGAGAGCUGCUCCUGCUGCUGCCCACGCUACAGAGCAUCACAUGGCAAAUGAUCGAACAGAUCCAGUUUGUCAAACUCUUUGGCAUGGCCAAGAUCGACAAUCUGCUGCAAGAAAUGCUUCUUGGAGGUUCUGCAAACGAGGCUCCACACGCACCUCACUCUCUGCACCCUCACCUGGUUCAGGAGCAUCUCAGCAGCAAUGUUAUAGUGACCAGCAACAUCCCAACGGCGAUACAUAACGGUCAAAUCUGUAAGCACAAAAAGAAAAAAGUGAAUUCAGCCACUCCUGAAACCCCAAUCCCCUCUCCACCUACUGCCUCCAGCUCAGAACAUUAUAAACUGCCUCAGGGGGUCAUAGCCACCGUGCCCAAGCAGCCCACAUCCAUCCCUCAGCCUACUAUUACAAAGCAAGAGGCCAUCUAA